CAAUGCGCCUGCGCGGUGCCCUUGCCCUCCCUCAGGCCGAGGAGUCGCCGUUGGGGCCUCCCGGUGGCCGCCGCCUCGGAGCAGGGGCUGAAGCCCCAAAUGUGCGGAAACCUCACCGAGACCGCUCCGGUUUAGAGCCGCCUUUCCCGACCGACGGAUGGGGCAGCGUCCUUAACUCCCCCCGCCGGUCGGAGGAUCGGAAUGAAGAGGUUCCCGGCGGAAUGGCCGGUCUGCGCUGGGAGCAGAAGGGCCCGGCCGGCCUGAGCGCCAGGACCGGCUACCGGGACUCCGUGUACAUCAAGGCGGCCAACAUUUUCCACAGCAUCCGCACGGAAAAACCUGCCCAAAAUCUCUCCAUUCGCUACGGGAAGGAGCUGCUGCCGUCCUGCCCCGAUGUCGGCAACGGCAAGGCGCAGCAGCACUGGGCUUAUGAACUGGCAUUCAGUACUCUCAAAUAUCAAGAUAUCCUGGAAGACAUAUUGUUAGACAGCUGUUUCUACCCAACUGUGUCAAUACCAGCUGAUUUGACCAGUCUUGUUGUUGUGAUGCUGUAUGAUUUCCAAGAUCGGAAAUUUCAAGCUCGUCUCGUCUCUGACAAUGAGGAGCCGAUAGCAGAAGUUCAGGAAGUAGAGAAUCAUCUGAGCAGUUUCAAAACAAAAUUGGCCGCAGCACUGGCGAGAUAUCGAAUCAAGCAUGAUGCUCUUUCAAUCGACUACAUUCUACCGGAAACUGUUCGGAAACAAGAACAACGAGCCUCUACUUUACCGCUUUAUGUAUGGAUCAACUCCUGUAAAAUCAGCCCCGAAGACAUUUAUAUCAUUUUGAAGAAGGAAGGAUUCACUAAAGUCAAUUCGGUAAUGGAAUUUGUGGGUAAAUCUUUCUGUGUGGAUCAACACUGCCCUGAUGUUAUCGUUUUUCCUUCCUAUCUCAAAAGUGAACUUCUGAACAUAGAUCUUUUCACCGAAUACAAACUUUUAUUUCAGGAUAAAUCUCGGAGCCUUGCGGUCCAUUCUGUAAAGGCCUUACUCAACAUGGAUGAUGACAUCUUAUUGGUUAAUGUGGGUUCCUGGCUCACCGUUGCCCAUAUGUCAGUUCUGACAAAUCAGAGCUCUUCCAAAGUAUUUGUAUGUGGCAUAAAAUCACAGGGCAAGGAAGUUGAACUGAAGAACCUUUAUACAAAAAUAGGAUGCAAAAACAUUGAGCUGCUGCAUGAAAACUUUAUUGCCCUGGAGCCAAAGGAUCAGAGGCUACAGAAAGUUAAAGUGAUCCUUCUCCUUCCUCGUUGUUCAGGAUUGGGUGUUAGUAAUCCGGUAGAAUUCAUUUUAAGUGAACACGAAGAUUCUGUUUUGCUCAGAGAACUCUCUCAGGGGUCUAUAGCAGAGGAGAAACUCCAUGUGCUUGUCCAGGAGCAACUUGAUCAGCUGAAACAUGCCAUGCAAUUUAACAAAGCACAAGCAAUUGUCUACUGCACAUGUUCAGUUUAUCCAGAAGAAAAUGAAGUGGUCAUUAAAAAAGCACUGGAAUUCAGAGCAGAGGGGAGUAAAAUACAACCUUAUAGACUUAGCCCUCCUGUUCUUCCUCUGUGCUCUGUAUCAGAAAUACAGUCAUCAGUUAGUAAAUUUUUCAAAAUGGAACCAUCAGAUAUUACCAAUGGCUGCUUCCUAGCUGUUUUAACCAGAGAGAAGGAUCCGGCCGAGACCGUGUCUGUCAAGGAUAUUUUGGCUCGGGCUGCUGCCAAGGGCCUAUUGGAUGGAAUCGAGUUGACGAAAUCACCAAGGAAAGAGAAGAAGAAAUCCAAAACAUCCCUCCCCAAAACCUGGAGCGGUACUACAGGUUCCCAGAUAAAAAUCACAGAGUUCUUGAAUCGAGGAACUUCACUUGCUGUUCUUAGUUCAGGGGCUUUGUCGGCCAAAGCUGGGGGUCCUGUGCCCCAGAAAUCGGGCAGCACACGGCAUUUCUCUCAGAUGCCCAAAUUCAACAAGCCAAGCGCAUAUCCCUUAGCACCCCCAGCUGUGCAGAGCAGCCUCUCAGCCCCCAUUAGGGCAUGUGAACGGUCCCGUCCCGAAGGGAAGAUGGUGGUGCUGAAACCCGUGGAGAUUGUUUUGCCUCCAGUCAUCCUGCCCUUUUCCAGCCCCCAGGGCAGGGCUCCGACCCCACAUUGUUACUAUCGCUGGGUCAGGACCAGGUCCAGUGGGCACAAUCUUCUCACAUCUUCAGCUUCCAAAAGGUUGGAAAAAGCGAAGGAAGGUUUACCUGGUACUGCAGUGAGACAUCCGCGACCAUGGCUAUAAACAUUUUAGAACCUUUUCCUCAAAAGUAAAGGCACAACUGUCGACCUUUUAACCUCUCUUGUGAGUCUGAAUGGGUCUUUCCCUUUAGAGGAUAAUUAGAAAACAUAGAACAGGCGAGGAAAUGCUAUUCAGAGCAACAUAGUGGAGUGUGUAGGGCUUACAUCAGUUUAGUCUUAGUGGUAAGACUAAAUCUCUAAAAUCAGUCUUAGGGGUAAGACUGGCCCCUCCCUGAGUUUCCCAUAUAUAUGAAGGGCAAUAAAGAGAGUAAGAGAUGUCAAAGACUUGAUGGGAAGGAAGUUUUACUAAAGGGUGAUUUAAGACAAUUUUUAAUAAGAUAGUUAUUUUCCAUUUAUCUUUUUGCUUUAUUUCAACUCUCGCUUGGGUUCAGACACUUUGAUAAAGAAGGAUGACGUGUUUUCCUGCUUGCAUAUUUCAGCAGUGACAGUAGUCACUACCACCUGGAAGCUCCAGUGAGGGAAUUUUGAAUGGUGCAAAAUGCCUCUUGGUGAUAAGCUUUCAUUGCAGGGAGCAACAUGGAGGGAAAUUUAUUUUCACCCUAUUUGGGCUAAGUAAUGCCUGAAAUGAUGGAAAUGAUGCCCGAAGGUGAAUAUUCUUCUUAACUUCAGCUGAUAUAUGUCAUUUGGUAGGUGACAUCUGAGACUGAAAGAACUCAGUUUCUAGUUGUGUUCAAAGAUCAGGCCAAAUAGGAAAAACUUCAAGUCAUUUCAAAUAGGAAACAGUAGUCACACAUUGGAAAAUAAUUUCUGGUGCUUAAUCUACCUAAAUACGAAGCAUUUUAACUGUAUUAGGUCAAUUCAUCUUUAAAAUGUGGUCCACAAUGCAUGAAAGACAGCCAAGAGUUCCACCCUAUGGCGUAUGAAAGCUACUAUCACUUUUUUCGCAUUGUUUCCCAUCUGUACACCUCUUGAGAUGGGAUUAGCACUUAAACUGGAGAAAUUCCAUGUGUUGGCUCUACAUAUCACUCUUUUAUUUCCAAAGAGUCUCAUUUCAGCUGGCUAAUUCAGCGAUUUACACAGUUUCAAGAUUAUGAAGGAAGAUUACUACUGGUGGGGUAGUUGGUGAAAUUCAGUAUUCCUUAUUUAAUAGUUAUCAAUUGUGAAACCACCAAAAAAUCACAGACUUUGCUCAAAUCCAAAACCAAAGGAGAGGAACCUUUUUUUUUUAAAAAAAUCUAUGAGCCAGGUACAGAAUCAUUUCAUACACCAGUAUGUUCCAACUAAAAGUUCUUUAUCAUAGUGUAUAUCAGUAACGUGCAUAGUGUUUAGAUGACUAUAAAUUCUGCAUUUCAUUUUGUCAGUCAAAACCAUCAGCUUGCUUAGAAUGCCUAAUGUUUGCAUAAAACGCAGGAAUUUACCCUCUUACAACAGGAUUCUGUUCCAAGGGUAAGAUGUCUGUCUCAUUGGAGAGGUUAACAGCUUCUAAUUCCAAAGUACCCAGUUUGCAUUCUCCGUAACUGUGGCAGACAUCUUUCUGCAUUCUUGCUCUGAAAAAAUGAUGAAGACAAAUGGACUUGCAUAGUUGGGGAAAAAAUGUGCAUACAUGUUCUCCCAGGCUUGGCUACUUGAUGGGAUUCUAUCACCAUUUUAAGUACGUUUGUGUUUGCAAAAUAACUACUCUUCCAUCACUGCUCUAGAUUAUAUUUCGAGGUUCUUUUAAUACGUGAUUACAUGAAGAUUCUGAAUUAAAAUGUGUUUGUACCUGAGAGCUUUUUCAGUAGAUGUGAAACUUCUCCUAAGAGGUGGGCAAUAACACUUCUCAUCUUGCAAGAAUGGGUUUUAAAAAAAGUAAAUAAAAUAUUUACUCAAAUUGUA
Messenger RNA from Ornithorhynchus anatinus (platypus), 4123 nucleotides. RefSeq names its product NOP2/Sun RNA methyltransferase family member 7 (gene NSUN7). NCBI's taxonomy places the organism in Eukaryota, Metazoa, Chordata, Mammalia, Monotremata, Ornithorhynchidae. The transcript is spliced from 11 exons. Gene Ontology annotation, molecular function: methyltransferase activity. Bases 3 to 2291 code for a protein of 762 amino acids. The record is from RefSeq and is a predicted model, not a curated record.